Molecule: messenger RNA, 1151 nt
Organism: Ziziphus jujuba (common jujube)
Lineage: Eukaryota; Viridiplantae; Streptophyta; Magnoliopsida; Rosales; Rhamnaceae
Product: vacuolar protein sorting-associated protein 32 homolog 2
Exons: 7
Coding region: 202-858 (218 amino acids)
Biological process (GO): vesicle budding from membrane; late endosome to vacuole transport via multivesicular body sorting pathway
Cellular component (GO): multivesicular body; cytoplasmic side of plasma membrane; ESCRT III complex
Source: RefSeq, a predicted model, not a curated record
GGGAAAACCCCCAGUUCCUUUGCAUUUAACCAAAAUACCCACUCUCUCUCUCUCUCUCUCGAUCCACCGAUCUUUUCCCUUUUCUCCUCCGAAGCUCUGAAUUUUGGUGUUCUUUAAUUUUCUUUAAAUCCGAUCCCUAAUUCGAACCUCCUGAUCAAUUUUCAAGAAGAUUUAGGAGGGUCAAUCACAGAUAAACCAACCAUGUUUACUAGGAUUUUUGGGAAACCUAAACAGGAAACCAAUGCCCUUACCUCCUUAGACAAGUUAAACGAGACACUUGAGUUGCUGGAGAAAAAGGAGAAAGUUUUACAAAAAAAGGCUACUGCAGAAGUUGAAAAAGCUAAGGAGUUCACCAGAGCAAAGAACAAACGAUUGGCUAUACAAUGUUUGAAGAGGAAGAGGCUGUACGAACAGCAAAUAGAGCAACUUGGGAAUUUCCAGUUGCGCAUCCAUGAUCAGAUGAUAAUGCUGGAAGGUGCCAAAGCCACAACAGAAACUGUUGAUGCUUUGAGAACUGGAGCGGCUGCAAUGAAGGCAAUGCAAAAAGCAACGAAUAUAGAUGAUGUGGACAAGACCAUGGACGAGAUUAAUGAGCAAACAGAGAACAUGAAACAGAUACAGGAAGCUCUGUCAGCUCCAAUUGGUACAGCAGCUGAUUUUGAUGAGGAUGAAUUGGAAGCUGAACUUGAAGAACUGGAAGGUGCUGAAUUGGAAGAGCAGCUCCUUCAGCCUGCAACAACAGCUCCUGCAGCUCCAGUGCAGGUCCCAGCAGGCCGGCAACCAUCUCGUCCUGUUCCUCAGAAGCGCACUGCUGAAGAGGAUGAACUUGCUGCUUUGCAGGCUGAGAUGGCACUUUAAGCAGGUUAUUGGUCGGUUGUAAUAUGAUGAACGUUUGGGUUAGAAUUAGCAGGCUCAAUCUGUUAAUUUUCUAUUAAUGCUUCCGUAUGUAUAGUUUUGGUGUGGAAUUGACAAUCCUUCAAAGGUCAAACUUAAAUGAAACGAGUGGAUUCAAAUGAAGUAAAGCAUUGUUCAAUUUGGAUUAGUUGGUCCUUGUAAUCUAAACAGCCAUUAUAUUGAUGAAACACUGCGACUUCUCAAUGUUUUGAUUUAUAAGUCUAAUAAUAUUGGCUUUCAUUAAAAAUAAAAUUAAA